Molecule: messenger RNA, 4270 nt
Organism: Helianthus annuus (common sunflower)
Lineage: Eukaryota; Viridiplantae; Streptophyta; Magnoliopsida; Asterales; Asteraceae
Product: F-box protein At3g54460
Exons: 9
Coding region: 148-3996 (1282 amino acids)
Molecular function (GO): zinc ion binding; ATP-dependent chromatin remodeler activity; protein binding
Source: RefSeq, a predicted model, not a curated record
AUAUUAUAACCCAAAUUCCCAAAUAGCCUUCGUAACAAAAACCCACCCACAGGAACCUCAAUCCAAUAACAAAUUCGAUUCUCCAAAUCAUGAAUUAGCCUUCACACCCUUCAAUUCCGAAAAACCCCCAAUUAUCAUUUUCCAUUAAUGGACGAUCACAACAUUCCGGAUCACAAGCUCUGCGGUUAUGUAUGCAUUGUUCUUUCAAUUUCACCUUCUGAUAAUCGUAAUCAGAUCGUCCACAAUGCGAUUACACAAACCCUAAGCAUCGAUAGUUCACGAGUUGGAUCGGAAUUAGGUUUUGUAACGUCGAACGGCGUCGUUCUGUCGUUGAUAAAUUCGGACGGUGAAGGUACGAGUAAGCAGCAGCGAAAAGUUCAGAGAUCGGAGAAGAAGUUGAGGAAGUUAGGGUUAGUGCAGGGGAGUGUGAGUGUGGUGCAUCAGAUUCAGGCGUUGGUGAAUAGCAAGUGUGUGGAGGUGGUUUCUAGAGUGGUGAGAGUUUUAAAACGAGAUGGUGGAGGUGAGGUUAGGGCUGUGGUGGUGGUUGAUGUGUAUUUGCCGAUUGCGGUGUGGUCCGGAUGGCAGUUUCCGCGGUCGAAGUCGACUGCUGCAGCUCUGUUUCGUCAUUUGAGUUGUGAUUGGCAAGCGAGGGACAGGAUGUUGAAUUUUGACAAAUCUGAUCUCGAUAUUGAUCGUAUAUGGAAUAUUUCAGAUUGCCAUGUUCUUGGAUGCAACCAGCAUUGUAAUGCACCCGAUGCAAGUCGGAAAAAACUCUUCGAACUUCACGAGAUCUUUAGCAGUCUACCUAGCGUGUCAACGCAAGGAAAUCUCGUCCAUUCCAGCGUAAAUCCCGCAGAUGACGGUUCCACAACUGGUUUUUGGCUUUUUCCAGAUGAUGUUCUGAUUAAUAUUUUAACCGCACUUGACCCUCUUGAACUUCUUAGGGUUUCCUCUACUUGUAGGCAUCUAAGACUAUUAGCAUCAACGAUAAUGCCGUCUAUGAAGCUUAAACUUUAUCCCCAUCAACAGUCAGCAGUCGAGUGGAUGUUAAAACGAGAGCGAGACCCGGAAACUUUUUCAAAUCCGAUGUACAUGAAAUUCGAAACCAAAGACGGAUUUAAUUUCAGUAUAAACAUCGUUUCCGGACAAAUCCUAAUCGGCACCGUUCCUACGAUUCGAGACUUUCGCGGGGGUAUGUUUUGUGACGAACCCGGGCUAGGUAAGACUAUUACCGCAUUGUCGCUGAUUUUGAAAACUUUAGGAACUCUUGCGGACCCGCCAGAAGGGGUAGAAAUAAUCUGGUGUAAGCAAAAAGAUGACCAGAAAUGUGGCUAUUAUGAGCUUGGCGGUGAUAGCGUCAGCUGUGGUAGUGUGCUCACCGCUAAAAAGACCUCAUCGGGUCGUACUGGUCGAAGAGGGCUUAGAUGUAUGGAGGAAUCGAAGUUGAAUUCUUCCGAGAAGGAACCGACACUGUGUUUCACAGCUGAAUCUAGUACGGUUCAGUGCACCCGAAGCUGGACGGUUAAGAGAAAUCUUCUGAAUGAAUAUGAUGAUGAUAACAAUGAUGAUUCACCAUCAUUUGUACUAUCAAGAAAAUUACAAAAGAGACAUAAAAAGGCAACUGGAGACUACGUUCAACUUAACGAAAUGUGGGUUCAGUGUGAUGCUUGUCGAAAAUGGCGGAAGCUAGUGGAUUCACAAUUCACAGAUUCUUCGGCUGCGUGGUUUUGUAGUAUGAACACCGAUCCUUCUUACCAGAGUUGUAAGGUUCCCGAAGAGCCUUUUGACACUCAUCAUUCGGUAACAUACUUGCCUGGAUUUUACACCAAAGGUACUAAACAAGGGAAAGAGGAAAACGUUUCGUUUUUUGCUAGUGUUCUGAAAGAGCACUAUUCAUCGAUUGAUAAGGAUACUGAACAGGAGUUAUUUUGGUUGGCUAAACUAACACAAGAUAAACUUUUAAAAAUGGAAACAACUGGAUUAGUCCACCCUUUAACCGGAACUCGCGUGCUAGCCACUGGCGAAGUUCGCGGUUUUCAUAAAAUUUUUAAAGCGUUCGGUUUAGUAAAAAAGUUAUACAAGGAAACAAUAAGUUGGCACUAUCCGAAAAAUUUAGUCAACCUAGCUUUCGAUGUAGCUGCACUCAAAAUCGCUCUCUGUGAGCCGCUUGAUUCGGUCAGAUUCUAUUUAUCCCGGGCAACGUUAAUUGUAGUUCCGGCGAAUCUGGUUGACCAUUGGAAGAAUCAAAUUCAAAGGCAUGUGAAAUCCGGUCAGUUGCGUGUGUAUGUAUGGGCUGAUCAUAAGAAGCCUUUGGUGCAUAAUAUCGCAUGGGAUUAUGAUGUGGUUAUUACUACUUUCAGUCGUUUAAGCGCCGAGUGGAGCCCGAAAAAGCGAAGUGUUUUGAUGCAAGUUCACUGGCUCAGAGUUAUGUUCGAUGAAGGGCAUACACUUGGGUCGAGUUUGAAUUUGACUAACAAGUUACAGUUAUCGGUUUCUUUGACCGCUUCUAACCGUUGGUUGUUGACCGGAACACCGACUCCAAAUACUCCAAACAGUCAACUCUCGAAUCUUCAACCCAUGCUUAAGUUCCUCCGUGAAGAAGCGUAUGGAUUGGAUCAAAGUUCGUGGGAAUCCGGCAUUCUUAGGCCAUUUGAGGCGAAAAUGGAAGAGGGUCGAACGCGAUUAUUACAGUUACUCAGUCGGUGCAUGAUAAGUGCUAGAAAAAAAGACUUACGAAUGAUUCCUCCCUGCAUUAAAAAGGUUACUUUUAUUAACUUUAACGAAGAGCAUGCGAAAAGUUACAAUGAGUUAGUGGUUACGGUGCGGAGGAAUAUACUAAUGGCUGACUGGAAUGAUCCUUCACAUGUUGAGAGUUUGCUGAAUCCGAAGCAAUGGAAGUUCAGAAGCACUACGAUCAGAAACGUGCGGCUAUCUUGCUGUGUUGCUGGACAUAUAAAAGUAACCGAAGCCGGACAAGAUAUUCAGGAAACAAUGGAUAUCUUGGUGGAAAAUGGUUUGGAUCCUGCUUCCGAGGAAUAUUCUUUCAUAAGAUAUAACAUUUUAUUCGGUGGAAACUGUAUGAGAUGUGACGAGUGGUGUCGCUUACCUGUCAUAACACCAUGUAGGCAUCUAUUGUGUCUGGAUUGUGUGGCUUUAAAUAGUGAAAAGUGUACAUUCCCCGGCUGUGACAAUUUAUACGAGAUGCAAAGUCCCGAAACGUUAGCCCGUCCUGAAAACCCCAAUCCAAAGUGGCCCGUUCCGAAGGAUCUGAUCGAGUUACAGCCCUCCUACAAACAGGACGACUGGAAUCCUGAUUGGCAGUCAACCUCCAGCAGUAAAGUUUCAUAUCUAGUGGAGAAGCUGAAAGAUCUGCAGGAAGCUAAUAAAAAAACGGAGAACCGUAUCAGUGCGGACAACGAUGCAAAAGAGAUCGAUGAACUUCUGUCUCCUGUUAGGAGAAGCGAGGCUUCUGCUAGAUCUAACAACAGAUCUCUAGAGAAAGUGCUAAUAUUUUCUCAGUUUCUUGAGCAUAUACAUGUUAUUGAACAGCAGUUGAUGGUUGCUGGCAUCAAAUUCGUGGGAAUGUACAGUCCAAUGCAUUCUGUUAACAAGGUGAAAUCACUGGCUACCUUCCAGCAUGAUGAUGAGUGUCUGGCUCUUCUGAUGGACGGAAGUGCAGCGCUUGGUCUUGAUCUGAGUUUUGUGACGCAUGUCUUUCUGAUGGAGCCCAUUUGGGAUAAAAGCAUGGAAGAGCAGGUGAUCAGUCGGGCUCACAGGAUGGGUGCUACACGACCUAUCCAUGUAGAAACUUUGGCUAUGCAUGGUACAAUUGAAGAACAGAUGUUGAAAUUCUUGCAGGAUACUGCUGAAUGUGGAGAGUUGUUGAAGGAAGAGUAUGUGCAUGAGGGUGCUCGAGCUCGACGAACAUUACAUGAUUUUGCUGAAAGCAAUUAUCUGGCUCAACUCGGUUUUGUGCGAAAAUGUAGUAAAAAUUAAGGCGCUUGAAUAACUGUAAAUAACCCAUGACUCAGUGGUUUAAUUGUGGAAAUAUUCUUCAGUGGGCACUAUUGGCUAAUCCUAGUCUGGCUGAUGAUGAUUAUGUUGAUUUAAUCUUGAAACUGUGUAUUGCCUGAUGGAUCUGCAGUCUCAUAUGAUAAUUACCAUUUAUUUUUGUUUCUCUCUAGCAUUUUACUUUAUGUAACGGGAUGACUUUUGGUCUACUAAUUGUUAACUUUUAUAAAUUUUAAUUGCAUCUUUUAGUUAAACAUCU